Messenger RNA from Neurospora hispaniola, 165 nucleotides. RefSeq lists its product as uncharacterized. The record is from RefSeq and is a predicted model, not a curated record. The annotation marks the transcript as partial. The transcript has a single exon. Lineage: Eukaryota; Fungi; Ascomycota; Sordariomycetes; Sordariales; Sordariaceae.
UUUUUAAUUAUUCCUUUAAAUGAAAAAAGUUAUAUCCCUAUCUCGCACUAUACUUUCCCUUUUAAUUUUCUCCUAAACUAUUAUCGUCUUAAAAAUUUAAUUAUUUUUAUUAAUAAAAAUAAAAAGAAAUAUACCCAUUAUCGGUAUAAAAAUUUAAUUAUCUAG